Molecule: messenger RNA, 4893 nt
Organism: Gekko japonicus
Lineage: Eukaryota; Metazoa; Chordata; Lepidosauria; Squamata; Gekkonidae
Gene: CYTH3
Product: cytohesin 3
Exons: 13
Coding region: 134-1324 (396 amino acids)
Biological process (GO): regulation of ARF protein signal transduction
Molecular function (GO): guanyl-nucleotide exchange factor activity
Source: RefSeq, a predicted model, not a curated record
CCGAGGCGAAGGCAGAGCUGGCUGGCGCUCUCGGAGGAGGAGGAGGAGGAAGGCGGCGGGGAGCUGGGCCAGAGCGGGCCGAGCGCCUCGGCGGGAAUUUGCCCUCAGGAGCCCGCCCAGCAGCACCGGCGCCAUGGACGAGGAAGGCGGCGGGAGCGUGCCUGAUGACCUUUCUGCAGAGGAGAGAGAAGAGCUGUUGAAUAUUCGCCGCAGAAAAAAGGAAUUAAUCGAUGAUAUCGAGAGGUUAAAAUCUGAAAUAGCUGAGGUUAUGACGGAAAUCGAUAACUUGACGAGCGUAGAGGAAUGCAAAACUACACAGAGGAACAAGCAAGUAGCUAUGGGGAGAAAGAAGUUCAACAUGGAUCCAAAGAAGGGAAUCCAGUUCCUCAUAGAAAAUGACCUCUUGCAGAACACGCCAGAAGAUAUUGCACAAUUCCUUUAUAAAGGGGAAGGACUAAAUAAAACUGUCAUUGGAGAUUAUCUCGGCGAAAGGGAUGACUUUAAUAUUAAAGUACUUCAGGCUUUUGUUGAACUCCAUGAGUUUGCUGAUCUCAAUCUUGUACAAGCCUUAAGGCAGUUCCUGUGGAGUUUCCGGCUUCCAGGAGAGGCACAAAAGAUUGAUCGUAUGAUGGAAGCUUUUGCUUCGCGUUAUUGCCUUUGUAACCCCGGAGUCUUUCAGUCUACAGAUACAUGCUACGUGCUAUCUUUUGCUAUCAUCAUGUUAAACACUAGCCUACACAACCACAACGUGAGAGACAAGCCAACAGUGGAGCGGUUUAUAUCUAUGAACCGUGGCAUUAAUGAGGGCGGUGACCUCCCAGAAGAAUUGCUGCGGAACCUGUACGAAAGCAUUAAAAACGAGCCCUUUAAAAUCCCAGAGGAUGAUGGGAACGACCUAACCCAUACGUUUUUUAACCCAGACCGAGAAGGUUGGCUGCUGAAACUAGGGGGAAGAGUAAAAACGUGGAAAAGGAGAUGGUUUAUACUGACAGAUAACUGCCUGUAUUAUUUUGAAUACACAACAGACAAAGAACCCAGGGGAAUUAUCCCUUUGGAAAACCUCAGCAUAAGAGAAGUUGAGGAUCCAAGAAAACCAAACUGUUUUGAGCUCUACAACCCCAGCCACAAGGGCCAAGUCAUUAAGGCCUGCAAAACAGAAGCGGACGGCAGGGUGGUCGAAGGCAACCACGUGGUUUACAGGAUCUCUGCUCCCACCCCUGAAGAAAAAGAGGAGUGGAUCAAGUCCAUCAAAGCGAGCAUCAGCAGGGAUCCCUUCUACGACAUGUUGGCAACCCGGAAGAGAAGGAUCGCUAACAAAAAAUAGCACCGGGGGACGACUCCCCGAGGGCCUGCUGUCAACACAUAUGUCAACAAAACCCAGACCCGUAUUGGAAGUGCAGUCAACGGUCCCGCCGCAUCUUCUGCCUUUUCUCCGGCCGUUCGUUAUGUUCCACAAAGUGCUGGGAGAUGCUUUUGACUUUGCUCGGAAUGAACUGGAGACAAAAACAAACCAACCCUGGAAGCCUUAUACGCAGUUCUGCGCGUUGCAAUGUUUACUGAAUCGGGAGAUAUGGGGAGACAGACGAAAUGUAAGCCGUACCUCCCCUGCUCCUCCUUUGGGGCCUUUGCCCGGGAUGGGGACUCGUUGCCAAACCGAACAUUCAUGGCUAGCAAAUUGCCCGGUGGGCCCUUUCCUGUAUGCAAAAUAGUUUUGUUCUCAACCUUUGCAAUGCAGAGGAGUUCAAACCUUGCUUAUUUUGUACUCAGCCUUUACCCUUUUACGCUGCCAUUUAAGCCCCACGGAUGCACAGAAGUAUGAUGUUUCUUGAGAUAAGCACUGAAAAUAUGGAGCUGUCUAUGCCUGAAACGGUGACAAGCAGGGCCUUCAGCAGUAUCGAUGUAGCAUACCUUUCUUUUUAGAUACCGUGACAGUGUGCCGCUUUCCUUCUCCACAGGUUAGAGACCUAGUCUUUCCUACUUUGGUCCAGUCUUGUUUUUACGGAAAUGUAUCUUGCAGUCUGAUAAUGACUGUCAAGAAGACAGUUAGGCAGUCCACUUACUAAAAUUUCCCAGGCAGACUGGUAUACAGGGCCCAAACAUUCUUCAAAAUGCUCAGCUUUAACUGUUCUUCUUAUUGAUUGCCAUGCAAAGAAGAGGAAAUAAGCAAGAUUUUGUCUUUUUAUUUCUGUCUGUUCUAUGUAAGGUUAUUAUUUUGUUGAGAGAGCCAGAAGAGUGUGGCCGGGAAUAGAAAUGCAGGUUUUCUUUGAGUGCCAUUUUGCAGUGCUGAGCUUUAAGUCUGGCAUAAUGAAAAGGAGGGGAAAUAGGACAGCUAGAAGUGGAGGGCUUCCUUGUCCCUCUCCCACUGAAAUGCAAGCAGCAGCCUCCAGAGCUGUGGCAUAGCGACCCACGUGUGGCCUUUUCCGUUGAAGACUUUUUUUCUUAGUGCUUGUCCAGAAACUAGGAUGGCGCUCACUGGGAUGGAACAGAAAACAUGAUGGGCACAAUAUCAGGAAUGAUUAAAAAAUGCAGAAUGCUAAAAAGCUUGACUGUGCUGCUAAGCGAGGUCCAGCUCAAGGGAUGAUUUGGUGUCUGCUCUGGGGAUCUACAGGACUCCUGGCAUUUUCAGCAAACGAUUCUCAGGACUCCGUGAGAUAGAUUUGAAGCAGCUGCAGUUGGAGAGGACCAGUCUGAAGGGGGACUCUUGGUCAAAUUCAGCCUAAAGUGGAGCUUUAUAUCUCUCCCCAUGGUUCCUGCAUCCCCUUAAAAAAAAUAAUCGGUUCUAUUUUGGUGUGCAUUUGUAAGAAUGAAGGAAAAAGCCUUAAGACUUUGUGUUCUAUUUCCCCGCAAAACUUCAUAUAUUCCUGUACUGUUUUGUGCAACAGAAUCGCUGUACAGUGUUCUGGCGAGUCAUGAUUGGCCUCUGGAGGUGAUUGGCUCCUCCAACGGCAGCCGUUCUUGCAGGGCUGCAGACUGGUGUCUUUGUGUUGGGGGGAGGGUAGUUUACACAAGAACGCAUGUAGGGAUUGCCAGUGUUCUGAGUGGGGUGGGGGGUGGGGAAGACAACAAUGGAAUCAGGGAUCACGUGCACAUCCUAGAAUACAAAUAGCAUAGUGGUUGUGAUGACCGCUCUUCUUAAGAGGAGUUAAUGCUUUUUUUUUUUAAUUGCUUUAGAAGUGUAAGAAUGUUUGCAGAAUUCCUGAAACAUUGACAGUAAAUGUGAGGUUCUGCUGUGUAUAAUUCAGGGAGACUUGCCUGCUUUUGCAAUGCAAUUUAGAGUCUGUUCUUCGUCGUGCUUCUAGGCCUGGGAGUAUGCUGAUGUAUUUCUUUUUUUUGCGCUCUUUUUGGGCUCUUUUUUUGUCACCUGUGUGAAUCAAGUGGAGGGAGGGCUGCAUCGCUGCUGGUGCAGAACCCGCAGAGCAUCAUACCAUGCAUGCUCCAGUUCACAUAAGCUGCACGUUGUCAAACGCAGAGGCUGUUCCCAGCAUCUUGGCAGGCUGAAGCUGUGCCUAGAAUGGGCAGCAGUGGUAUGAAGUUUUGGUUUGGCCACCCUCAUAUGGUGGGGAGGGGAGGGUUGCAUCAAUUACCCUGUCAAAGAAGGUGGAGUCGCCUCCCCUUGGUGAGCGGCAUCCUUCCCAGAGUUGUAGGUUUGUGGGUUGCCGCUGUUUGUUAGGUAUUAUUAGCAGGGACAUCAGCCAUAAGGGCCGACUCUUUCUUUUCCCAAAAAAGCAAAACUAGACAAUUUGUAGGAACAAUAUGGCACGUGAAAGUUGUGGCUAUCCAAGGUACUGUCUCUUCUUUUCUUGAGAUGAUGUAAGAGCUGCCCACCCCCUUCAGCUUCUUUUUUUUGUUCUCAAGGAGCUGUGCUUUCCAAAACUGUGUCAGCUUAUUAACUCUCACUCAUACAGGCGGGGCUGCCUUGGCCCCAGGCCGGUGGUGUGGGGGGGGGGGCAGCUCCCCCUGUACUAUUCCUCUUCUUUUGACUGUUCCCCGUAAAGAGGAUCUUCAGUGAGGUAAAAAGAAGUUCACCUACCUCUCUGCUCUGACGGAGGCAUUCCAGGAGUGCCGUCUUUAAUUAUAGUUUUUUAAAAGCCAACAUUCUUUGCUGUCCCUCCCAGCAAGAACAGUGCUGAAGUGAAUCCUUCCAGGUUUCCUGUUUUCUGCCUUGGUUGCCUUUUGCCCCGUGCUCGAGGACUCCGGCUCAAGGAGGGAAAGAGAAGCAACAGCACUUUAAGCUCAGCUGGCCUGAUGGGUGCUGAGCCUAAGAGACUCGAGAGGGAGAGAGUUGUGUUUGUCGCUUAACUUUUGCGUGGCUUUGAAGUGUGUGGUACAGAAUUAAAUCUUUAUGAAUGGAGUAGUGUUUCUGAUGCUUUACAUUAAAAGAACUAUGCCUAUUUUAGUACAUAUCUUGGUACAUUUGCUUGGCUGGAUGGAAGGUAGGUCUCUUAGAUCCGGGGCAGACAUAGCAGAGGCUCCCUAACAGAGCUAGCCUCAGGCAUCCACGUGUCCCACCAACUGAGAGGCACACUGAUGCUAACUGUGGAUAAGGCCGGGGAGGGAAUGGGUGCCUGUGUGUGUUCCCCAAGGCUAUUUCCGGCACUGCAGGAAGCUCCUGUUGUGUCUUCUCCAGCCCAUCUAGGCCGGCUGCUGCAAGCUACCUUGUAGCUUAUCAUUUUCCUUUUCUAUAUAUUUUCUUGGAGAAUGUUUCUAUUGACAGUUAAGGUGAAAGUGUACAUACUGUACAGCUGUAUAUUGUUUUUUGUUUGUUACCUUGUGUAAGCCAGUGGAUUGCAUGAAAAAAAAAAUUCCUGUAUUCAUCCUUGCUAUACAAGUUUGUGAAAUCGCUGUUUAAAUCCAGUUAUAAGUAUUAGUUAUCAAGAUACACUGCUUGAGGUG